GUGUCGCUAUUACGACUCGGUCACGUCGCGCUGCGACUGAGGCGGGGCGUCUGCUCCGGGCACUUGAAGGAGACUUGGGGACUCCCGGGCGCGCGGUGCCUUUUGGGCUGUUGGGAGUCGCUGCUGCUGCCAUUGCCUGCGCUCCAUGAGGAAGAUGCUCGCCGCCGUCUCCCGCGUGUUGUCUGGCGCUGCCCAGAAGCCGGCAAGCAGAGUGCUGGUGGCAUCCCGUAAUUUUGCAAAUGAUGCUACAUUUGAAAUUAAGAAAUGUGACCUUCACCGGCUGGAAGAGGGUCCUCCUGUCACGACAGUGCUCACCAGAGAGGAUGGGCUCAAAUACUACAGGAUGAUGCAGACUGUGCGCCGAAUGGAGUUAAAGGCAGAUCAGCUGUAUAAACAGAAAAUUAUUCGUGGUUUCUGUCACUUGUGUGAUGGUCAGGAAGCUUGCUGUGUGGGCCUGGAGGCCGGCAUAAAUCCCACAGACCAUCUCAUCACAGCCUACCGGGCUCACGGCUUUACCUUCACUCGGGGCCUUUCUGUCAGAGAAAUUCUUGCAGAGCUUACAGGACGAAAAGGAGGUUGUGCUAAAGGGAAAGGAGGUUCGAUGCAUAUGUAUGCCAAGAACUUCUACGGGGGCAAUGGCAUCGUGGGAGCCCAGGUGCCCCUGGGAGCUGGUAUUGCCUUGGCCUGUAAGUAUAAUGGAAAAGAUGAGGUCUGUCUGACUUUAUAUGGCGAUGGCGCUGCUAAUCAGGGUCAGAUAUUCGAAGCUUACAACAUGGCAGCUUUGUGGAAAUUGCCCUGUAUUUUCAUCUGUGAGAAUAACCGCUAUGGAAUGGGAACGUCAGUUGAGAGAGCAGCAGCCAGCACUGACUACUACAAGAGAGGCGAUUUCAUUCCUGGGCUGAGGGUAGAUGGAAUGGAUAUCCUGUGUGUCCGAGAGGCAACAAGGUUUGCAGCUGCCUAUUGUAGAUCCGGGAAGGGGCCCAUCCUGAUGGAGCUACAGACUUACCGUUACCAUGGACACAGCAUGAGUGAUCCUGGAGUCAGUUACCGUACACGAGAAGAAAUUCAGGAAGUAAGAAGUAAGAGUGACCCUAUUAUGCUUCUCAAGGAUAGAAUGGUGAACAACAAUCUUGCCAGUGUUGAAGAAUUAAAGGAAAUUGACGUAGAAGUGAGGAAAGAAAUUGAGGAUGCCGCCCAGUUUGCCACGGCUGAUCCUGAGCCGCCUUUGGAGGAACUCGGUUACCACAUCUACAGCAGCGACCCACCUUUUGAAGUCCGUGGUGCCAAUCAGUGGAUCAAGUUUAAGUCAGUCAGUUAAGGGGAGACCACAGACAAUGGGUGGUUGUACCUUCAGUGGGCUGUUAGCUGCUUUCAGGAACUGUGUGUUCCCAACUUGGUUAAGGAGGAAGAAAACCCAGAAAGUGUUAAGACUAAACAAUACAUAGGUUGAAUUAAAGAGAUAGUAAUUGCAUGCGGUUUGUAUAUUGUUGCAUUAAAAGAUGUUAUCGAGUGCUUCAGUAUUUAGUGUGAAUAUUAUUAUAAAGAUUAUUCUCAAUUUAUAUAGGUUCAAAGUAGAACUAUUCGAUUUACUUUGUAUGGUUUCAACAAAAUAGGAAAAACAAUUCCUGUAUGUCUGUUCCCAACCCUGUCACCUGUUGGGGAGGAGAUCAUUUCCCAGAGGCAUACUUGGUGUUAACAGCUCACAUGACAUAGUGUAAUCGCGCUGACCUCCAUUUCUCCAUACUAAGACAAUAUUUAUUACAACCAGACGGGUGGGAGGACAAUUGCAUUUUUAAAUAAAACUUUGCUUCAUAAUCAUUUCAAAGACCAAAUAACUUAGUUUUAUCCAUGUAUACAUUCAAAAUAAAUAUGAAGCUAUUUUCUUAAUAGUUACAUUCAUAUCAAACAUUAAAUACAAGGCACAUAUGUAUCAAUUUUCUUUCUCAGAUUUAAGCACUAUUUAUGCAUAAUCUAAAAAUGUGAUUCCCAGUGUCUUAUUUUUAAACACCCAUUGUUUCACCUUUCUAGCAAGUGCUAUCUAGGCUGUACUGAUUUUUCUUUGUUGAAGUAAAUUAAAAUUUAUUUCUAAAAAUGUCCUAAUACUGUGGGAUGUCAAAACUAAGGCUCACUGUUCUCACAAUACAUAUAAUUCUAUGUUUAUAAAUAACAUGUUUUAAAAACCCAUUUCAGAAAGGACAGUCUUUCUUUAAAACUUUACCAAUCUCUUGAAUUGUUAAUUGAACAAUGGUAUUUUUUUGUGUGUAAACAUAACAGAAUGUGUGUACAUCAACAGAAGCUUUAAUGUAGCAUAUUUGCUUACUCUGUCACCUGGCUUAGCUGAUUGUCAUUAAAUCUAAUCUUUGGUUGCUGAA
Microcebus murinus (gray mouse lemur) is the source of this 2372-nucleotide messenger RNA. RefSeq names its product pyruvate dehydrogenase E1 subunit alpha 1 (gene PDHA1). The record is from RefSeq and is a predicted model, not a curated record. Gene Ontology annotation, molecular function: pyruvate dehydrogenase (acetyl-transferring) activity. Lineage: Eukaryota; Metazoa; Chordata; Mammalia; Primates; Cheirogaleidae. Gene Ontology annotation, cellular component: intracellular membrane-bounded organelle. Gene Ontology annotation, biological process: pyruvate decarboxylation to acetyl-CoA.